This is a messenger RNA of Amblyraja radiata (thorny skate), 2188 nucleotides long. It is a transcript of the gene smim19, whose product is annotated as small integral membrane protein 19. The transcript has 3 exons. The record is from RefSeq and is a predicted model, not a curated record. Bases 13 to 339 code for a protein of 108 amino acids. Lineage: Eukaryota; Metazoa; Chordata; Chondrichthyes; Rajiformes; Rajidae.
GCCCAGGACCGGAUGUGCGAGUUGUCCGGGGACCGGAUGUGCGUUGAUGCCGGCGCUGGGAUGGAUUACACGGUGCAUGAGGCCUGGAACGACGCGACCAAUGUUUACCUGAUCGCGGUGCUGCUCAGCGUCGGGCUACUGCUGUACGCCAGGAGAAAUAAAAGGAAGAUCAUGAGAAUAUUCACUGUCCCUGCUGCUGGUAAUCACACUCCUGAGCCCAACUUUUAUGACAACCUGCAGAAGGUUCGCUUACGCCAGCAACUGGAUAUGUACUCGAUUGCACGAAGGUAUGAACAGCAGCAAGUACAGAUGGACAGUGUGCAACUGACAGUCGAGUGAUACCUGCAUCACUAAUAUUGAUGGAAGUAAAAAUCAAGGGGGCAGCCAUACAAAUGAGAGAACCGGUGAAGAGAAAACUACUGCAACAUCUGAAAUCAAUUGAGAAACAAUGGGAGUUGAACGUUGAAUGUCACUCCUGAAGGAUAAAUGAGCAAGAGAUAUGGUGAUUACUCUCCACCUUAUUAAGUGAUGUUUUCCCCAUCCCAUAAUGUAUAACUAUGUAAUUUGCCUUUUUUAAUAACUCGACAGUCAUGUUAAUUAUGGAAAGUUUCUCCUGACAAAUAUGGAAAAGGGAAUCAAUAUAGUUAUUGAUACUUUCAUGCACAGUGAUUGCUUCCUUAACCCAGUUCCUUGACUGUCCCAGAGAUCAUGGGUCUUGAAUGACCAGAAUACUGAGAGUCACUUUUAUUUGAGGAGUGAUGUUCGUUGAAGGACUGGAUUGUUCUUCGUUAAGGACAAACUCAAGUCAGUUCUAGUGGAAGCUUGUUCAAACAUCCUUCCUACUUGUCUACGUAUUGAGUUUGGUUUGAAGUAAAUAAAAAUGUAUUGACCAGAGUGAAGUACAACUUUUGUAUACCCAAACAUUAUGAGACGUCUUGCUGUCGCUUGCUGUAAAAAUCUUAGUUCACCUUGAAAUUUGUAGUUAUCUGCAUGAUUCCAGGGUAUUGCUGGAAAUAAAACAAAAAAUUAUAUAAAUUUAAAAAAAGAUGCAUAUGCUUCAGCAUGGGUUACUCGGUGAAGUUUGCCCUUGGUGUAGUUGCCAAUUAGUUAGGACAUGCUAGGUUUUGAACCAAGUAUCUGCUCUGUUCACUGAACAUGUGUGUAUCAUGGCUCAGGAACAUUUAUUUAAGAAGCCAUGCUUCAUAAAAUGUUUAGCUGUCAAGUGCAUACUGAUCAAAAUGCAAAGUGCUAGAGGAACUCAGUGUAUCAGAUAGCAUCUAUAGAAAGAAUAGACAGACGAUGUUUUGGAUCAUGACUCUUCUGACGUACUGGCCAAGUUGUUUUACUAGUAUGUGUUUUGAAUAGUGACUCACUAUAGUCUCAUUAAGUUUGAGUGCAAUCUAAAAGCAAAUGGACAGAAGCAAUCUAUUCUAUCUCCUUUACAAGGAUGUUGUCAGAUCUUGAGGGCAUGAGCUAUAGCGAGGGGUUGAACAAGCUGGUAUAUUAGUCCUUGGAGCGUGCAAGGCUGAGGGGUGAUCUUAUGGGUGUAUAAAAUCACAAGGGGAUUAGAUAGGAUAAAUGUACAGUCUUUUUCCCAGGGUAGAAGAAUCGAGAACCAGAGGACAUAGGUUUAAGGUGAGGGGAAAAAUUGAAUACGAAUAAGGUGAGGGGCAACUUUCAACACAGGUUAUAGAACAAACUGCCAGAGGCGGUCAUUAAGGUGGUACAAAACAAAACAAUAAUUAAGACAUUCAAACAGGUACACGGAUAGACACAAAAAGCUGGAGUAACUCAGCAGGUCAGACAGCAUCUUUGGAGACUUUUCUUCAGUCUGAAGAAGGGUCUUGACCCAAAACGUCACCUAUUCCUUUUCUCCAGAGCUGCUGCCUGACCCACUAAGCUACUCCAGCAUUUUGUGUCUAUGUUCAGUUUAAACCAGCAUCUGCAGUUACUUCCUACACACAGGUACAUGGGUAGGAUGCGUUUAGAAGGAGAAGGUAAAUAGGACAAGGGUAUAUGGGUCAUCUUGGUCAGCUAGGAUGAGUUGGGCCAAAGGGCCUGUGUUCGUGUUGUAUGACUCCUCAGUUUAAAAUUACAUGUCACUGUGUUAAUUAGAUUGGGUCAAUGUUAUGCUUUGUGCUUGUAAACCUAUGAAAAAUGUGGUUAUCAAUAAACGAUUUCAAAAGGC